UUCGGAUGCGUGCCUUUUGUGCACCAUUUCGACGCAAAGCUAAUGGCCUCGUAGCAAACCAUUCACUGCUAAUAACAGGGAACAGGGCAGCCCCCUUCCCCCCCCCCCCCACCCCCUGAGUGUCCACUCACUACAGCUCGUCUUUCCCCCCAAAAAAUGCGUCCGGUACUGGCGGGUAUCGCGGUGGAGAUGCUGAGCGGCGCGACCUGCGGGCUCAGGCCGAGGCUCGGCAACCUCCUGCUGGCCACCCUCACCACAACAGUGCCGCCGAUGUCCGGCGCCGGGAGCCGCAGGUUUCGGUCCACGUCCUCGAUGCAGGGCUUCUCGGAGAUGGCGAGGGAGCGGUCGAAGACUGUCACCUCGUUUUACAACCAGUCUGCGAUCGACGUUUCCGCAGAAAAGGCCUCAGUGCGACUGACCUUAGCAACCCUGCUGUAUUCUGGGAAGUCUCCCGAUGGGCACCACAUCCUGAGCAGCGCCAAGUACCUGCACAAGGAGCUGCCGGUGCGAAUCGCCCAUCGCAUCAAGGGCUUCCGCAGUUUGCCCUUCAUCAUCGGCUGCAACCCCACCAUUCUGCAAGUGCAUGAACUGUAUAUCAGAGCCUACCACAUGCUCAUUGACUUCCCCCAGAUCCAGGAUCAGGACGCGGAGGCUCAAUUCUGUAAGCUGGUGCAGCAGCUGCUGGACGACCACAAGGACGUGGUCACCAUGCUGGCCCAGGGCUUCAGGGAGUGUCGCAGACACAUCCAGGACGAGGCACUCGUACGCAGCUUCCUGGAUACGACGCUGUGCUCUCGUCUGGGGAUCCGAAUGUUGGCCACGCAUCACCUCGCCCUUCACGAAGACAACCCCGACUUCGUUGGGAUGAUAUGCCGACGUCUCUCCCCCAAGAAGAUAGUGGAGAAGUGGGUGGACUUUGCCAAGCGUCUCUGUGAGCACCAGUACGGGAACUCGCCCAGAGUGAGGAUCAACGGACACGUCGCAGCUCGCUUCCCCUUCAUCCCGCUGCCUCUGGAUUACAUCCUGCCCGAGCUCCUCAAGAACGCCAUGAGGGCGACCAUGGAGAGCCACCUGGACACCCCGUACAACGUGCCCGACGUGGUCGUCACCAUUGCCAACAACGACAUCGAUUUUGUCAUCAGGAUUUCAGACCGCGGCGGCGGCAUCCCUCACAACAUCCUGGACAAGGUGAUGGACUACCACUUCAGCACGGCUGAGGAGAGCGCACAGGACCCCCGAAUGAGCAACUUCUUCAACAACAUUACCAACAGUGGAAACCAGUCCAGCCCCAUGCACGGAUUCGGUUUCGGCCUGCCCACAUCCAGGGCCUACGCCGAGUACCUGGGCGGCUCUCUGUCUGUGCAGUCCAUGCAGGGCAUCGGCACCGACGUCUACCUGCGUCUGCGCCACAUCGACGGCAAAGGAGAGAGCUUCAGGGUGUAAAGAUCGCCCCCCAAAACCCGAGGAAUCGCACAGAGGGGCUCCACCACCAGGAAAAGCUGGCAUGAACUACAGGACCUUGGUCCACAAAGUGAUAGCCUACACAGUAUUUUGGCAGAAACCUUCCUAAAUUCACCAACCCAUGGCUUUGUUUUUGUUUUCUCCUAUAUAUUUGUUUGCCUUAGACUGAUUUAUAAGCUAUGUUAGCUCUCAAGUUGAUAAUAUGAGUUGUUUUUCCCAUCGUGUUUUGUUCCCCCGUGGCAUGUGAAUGUUGAAGGUUAUCGGGGGGGGGGGGGGCAUUGAUGUUAAUGUGGGAGGAAGGAAGCAAGCGAGGAAAGAAGGAAAGGAAAAAGAGCUUCAGUUUUAAAGAAGCUCACUUUUGAAUAAGCGCAGACAUGUUUUGAUGAUUUAAAUGUUUCAAAUGAAGCUCCUGAGACACUCCAGCGACCCAAAAUCUCCUCGAAAAAGUACAUGUCCCGUGAUGAUGAAUAUAGUUGAUGAUGAAUAGCCACCCCGAGGUGUUAAGGGGGGGGGGGGGGUUUCAGUGGCCUUACUGUGUGACGUAGUCCUCCACCCACCCGCACGCGACCCGCUCUCUGGUGUUCUUUGUGCACGCCGCCUAUUGUUUCAAUUCUCACAGCUCUGCAAUUGCACCUAAUCAUAGCAGCUUUUUUUAUUUUUAACAAUAUACCAGAGAAUUAUGGUCGUCUCUUUUUCAUUUAUUUUAUUUUUUAAAGUGUGUCACUUUGUUUUGAGUUUUGCUGUCUUUUUUUUUAUUUUUUAUUUUUUAUAAUAUUUUUUUGUACAAGAAUACAUUUCAAGAUGGUUUAAUUUGCACGGUUUCAAAUGUGGAAAGUUUAGAUAAACAAAGGUUUUUAUAGUCAUUUACUCCAGAUCACAACUUGACGUUUGCUUGAGAUACUUCUUUUUUUUUUUAUAGCUAUAUCUUAUUAUUAUUAUCAUUAUUAUUAUGAUGAUGAUGAUGAUACCUGAAACAUCUCCAUCUAUCCAAAAUCGGUUUUUUUUUUAGUCCUUCCUCAUUUAUCUUGGGGAAAGUAAAUCAUUCACGAUCAUAGAUAAAAAAUAAAAUAAAAAAUUGUCGCUCCUAAAACAAAAAUAACAAAUACACAUUUUUAAGUUGUGACCACAAAAAUAAUAGACGAGCGAUUCAUUUAUUUAUUUAUUUUUUACAGUUUUUGAGUCAAAUGAUACAGUUCAGAGUCAUGAAAUUUGCCGCGAUCGAUAACCACCUCAAAGCACUCCUCGCGUGUUGUUGAACAUUCCUCAGUGGAUCAGCCAGAAUGUUCCCUUUAAGUUGAUCUAUUUGGAGUAUUUUUUUUCUUCUUCAUAAUAUUAGCAUAUUCUGUCAUUUUGAAGAUGGGGGGAAAAAAAAUAAUAAUAAAAAAGUAUGAUCUUUGUUUUUUUAAUUUUAAUCUUGAAAGAAUGAAAACACUAUAAAUGUGUUUUAUAUAUCUUACAAAUUCAGUAACAAAAUGCAAAAAUGAGUUUACAUAGAAACACGAAAGGGAACCGGUUAUUUCUGUCGUAAGAUGUAUGGAGAAAAAAAACAAAAAACAUCUAAUUUAAUUCGUAUUUAUUAUUUGACGUGUUCUGAAACACAAAAAAAUAAAAUAACCCCGUCUAAUUGGCUGCUCCAGAGUGACGGAGAACGGCCUGUAUUAUCUGUACUUGUAUUCUUGCCUGGUGGGGGGGAGGCUGUGUAUGAAUUAAUGUGUUUUUAUUGUGGCUUUUGAAGGUUUUGAUGAUGUAGUAUAUGUAGAUUAUGCAUGUGGGGGGGGUGUUGAUGCCACAUAGCUGCCACACGCAGGUGAACAAUGGUGGAUUAGUACGUUGCCAUCAUCAUUCUGAGAUUUUCAGGGGUAAAAAUGUUUGGAGGUGGUUUGUAAAUUUAGAAUUUGGCUGCUUGUAGCGUGAAUGUCUCGUCUGCCCUCUGCUGGACUGAAAAGAGAAGUGCAGGCAUGCUCCACACUAUGAUUCAAAGGGUGGGGGGGAGGGGGGGGAUCCUUUUUAGUUUUAGAAAGGGAAGAGGGUGUACAAAUCAGGUCAUUUCUAUUUUCCUGGUUUCUGAAUUUGUAAUUUUAUUUUUGCAAAUAGAAAAACAACAAAUAAUCACCUCCAAUACAAUGCCAAAAAUAUUGGGAGUCAAAGAGUUACUGACUAAAAACCUGCUGCCAUGGAGCCUUUCGUCUCCUAGACUGAAUUUGGGUUUCAAACCUUUUUUUUUUUUUUUUUGCAGUUGUGUUUUUUUUUGAUUCUGUAUAGACAUUAAAUUGUACUUGGUU
Molecule: messenger RNA, 3743 nt
Organism: Cyclopterus lumpus (lumpfish)
Lineage: Eukaryota; Metazoa; Chordata; Actinopteri; Perciformes; Cyclopteridae
Gene: bckdk
Product: branched chain ketoacid dehydrogenase kinase
Exons: 11
Coding region: 157-1443 (428 amino acids)
Biological process (GO): regulation of glucose metabolic process; protein phosphorylation
Cellular component (GO): mitochondrion
Molecular function (GO): pyruvate dehydrogenase (acetyl-transferring) kinase activity
Source: RefSeq, a predicted model, not a curated record